Molecule: messenger RNA, 1119 nt
Organism: Harpegnathos saltator (Jerdon's jumping ant)
Lineage: Eukaryota; Metazoa; Arthropoda; Insecta; Hymenoptera; Formicidae
Gene: hig
Product: locomotion-related protein hikaru genki
Exons: 5
Coding region: 92-787 (231 amino acids)
Source: RefSeq, a predicted model, not a curated record
AUUUUCUGAUUUUUAUUUUUUUGUAGACGUUCAAUGCUCGAUAUUAAUUGUCCCUGAACCACCGCUGGUAAGUCGCAUUGAGGGUAGCCGAAUGGGACAUAGUGCUGUUUUUGAAUGUCCAAUCGGAUACAAAUUAGAGGGUGCUUCUGGUAUAACAUGCCAGUACAAUGGUAAGUGGUCAGCAGAUGUGCCACGUUGCGAGGAGAUCGAAUGUCCGCUGAUAAAUAUUCCUGAUAAUGUAUUGCUUAUCGAACAUAACAAUACCUUCGGUGGAAAAGCUGUUUUUACUUGCAUGUGGGGACACAAACUCUCAGGGUCGCAGAGUAUAAGAUGUGAGAGUGAUGGCAGAUGGAAUGGAUCUAUGCCGACUUGUCUGGAAAUUACUUGUCCUGUGCCGGAAACACCACGAAGCGGACGUAUCGUUGAGCAAACUCGAUAUCCCAACAAAAAGCAGUAUCGUAACCGAAUAUAUAAAGUCGGCGCAUUAAUGAGAUUUGCCUGUUUGCCAGGUCAUCAAUUGAUAGGAGAAGCGUCUAUUAUAUGUACCGAAAAUGGCACUUGGUCUCAUCGCCCGCCAGUAUGUAAGGUAAGAUGCCCUUAUCCAGGCGAUCCUCCUCAUGGCCGAAUUGCUCCUCUCAAGUUUUGGUAUAAACCAGGAGAUAACAUUCAAGUAACAUGUUCACCUGGUUAUGUGACUCCUUUGGAACCAGUGAAGAAACCAUCGUGUCGGGAAAAUGGUAUUUGGAGUGCACCGCCGCCACCCUGCCGGUCUUACAAAGAAGUGUGAGCGUGUGGACGGAUUGCUGGGAAUGCUGCCUACAAGUUCUGUAAUGAUAUUAUGUCAUCGUGUGAUUUAAUUUUAGCUGGAAGGACGUAUACGAUACGGGUAUCAGUGCAUGAAUAUUAAGAACAUCGAAACUCGCGCAUUUAUAUUGGACUUUAUUUCGCAUGAUAGGCAUAACGUUAAUGAUCUUACCAAAUGAUGAAUAUAGUUACGGUUACGACUUACUGAACUGACAAAUAAUCACGAGUAGAUCAAUUAAAGGAAGACAUUUUACGUUAAACGUAGGUCAUAAAACUAUUAGUAUUUUGUUCAUAAUACUUCCAAAAAUACAACAA